GACGCCGCUCGACGAUGGGCUGCACGCUGAGCACGGAGGACAAGGCGGCGGUGGAGCGCAGCAAGAUGAUCGACAGGAACCUGCGGGACGACGGCGAGAAGGCGGCGCGGGAGGUCAAGCUGCUGCUGCUCGGUGCUGGUGAAUCCGGGAAAAGCACAAUCGUCAAGCAGAUGAAGAUCAUCCACGAGGCGGGCUACUCAGAAGAGGAGUGUAAGCAAUAUAAGGCCGUCGUCUACAGCAACACCAUCCAGUCCAUCAUCGCCAUCAUCAGAGCCAUGGGCCGCCUCAAGAUCGACUUUGGCGACGCGGCGAGAGCUGACGACGCGCGGCAGCUGUUUGUGCUGGCGGGCUCGGCCGAGGAAGGCUUCAUGACGUCGGAGCUCGCCGGCGUCAUCAAGCGGCUCUGGAAGGACGGAGGCGUCCAGGCCUGCUUCUGCCGCUCGCGCGAAUAUCAGCUCAACGACUCGGCGGCAUACUACUUGAACGAUUUGGACAGGAUAUCCCAGGCCACCUACAUCCCGACCCAGCAGGAUGUCCUGAGGACCCGAGUCAAGACCACGGGCAUUGUGGAGACACACUUCACGUUCAAGGACCUGCACUUCAAAAUGUUUGACGUUGGCGGUCAGCGAUCCGAGAGGAAGAAGUGGAUCCAUUGCUUCGAGGGCGUGACGGCCAUCAUCUUCUGCGUGGCCCUCAGCGACUACGACCUGGUGCUCGCCGAGGACGAGGAGAUGAACCGAAUGCACGAGAGCAUGAAGCUGUUCGACAGCAUCUGCAACAACAAGUGGUUCACGGACACCUCCAUCAUCCUCUUCCUCAACAAGAAGGACCUGUUCGAGGAGAAGAUCAAGAAGAGUCCGCUCACCAUCUGCUACCCGGAAUACGCCGGCUCCAACACGUACGAGGAGGCGGCGGCCUACAUCCAGUGUCAGUUCGAGGACCUGAACAAGCGGAAGGACACCAAGGAGAUCUACACCCACUUCACCUGCGCCACGGACACCAAGAAUGUGCAGUUUGUCUUCGACGCCGUCACCGACGUCAUCAUCAAGAACAACCUGAAAGACUGUGGUCUCUUCUGAGGGGGACGGCGGCGAUGAAGACGACGGCCCCUUUUUUUUUUCUAGGCGGUGGAGCCAGCUUGUUGUGCAUCCUCGGCGGGGAAGAUGAGAGGAGUCGGGAGGAGCCAGUCACGGACCAGUGCUGUACUAUACGCCACUUUUAACAGCUUUAUUUAUGUCUCUCUUGUCUCGGAACAUUUUUUGAACUAGCGUCGCGAAAUUUGUGUGUAGGACGUUCGUGUCAUUGUAAAAGGGUCACAUCACAUGUUGACACUUUUUUUCCCUCUUUUUUAAAUUUCCAGCUCGUUUUUUUUUUGGGUUUUGAAUUUUUUGUGGCCGCCGUCUUCUGGAAAAAGGAAACUUUUGCUAUUGGUGGAAAAUUUUUCUUCUUUUCUUCCUUGCCCACAACCAAAAAGGGAAGAGAAGAGGUACAACUUUGAGUCCAGUUUGUUGGUACUUGUGCCUUCGCAUGCCUUUUUACCGCGGCCGUAGUCCUAAUGCUUGUUCUGUUGCCUGCUGAAUUGUUCUGAACAUUAAGAGGUAAAAACUGUUUUUCAUAUGUUAGUGUCCCUGCUAUCUUCUAUGUGCACACCACUGAGCUGUCAAGAGGAGGAGGAUUUCCCUCUGGUCGAAAAAAGGUACAUGGGUCUCCAUGGUGACCAACAUGUAGCCUUGCUUCCCCCACCACCCGCUCUGACAAUGGAAGGCCUUCGCCGGCCGAUCACACAGUACAAUACUGAGAUGUAUAUUGUUACAUUCACCCCGCAAAUCUUGGGGUUUCUUGGGUUUUUAAACAUUGUGUAUAAAAUAUCCAUUCUUCCCGACCAUUCAGGAAAAAAAUGGUUAGUCAAGGCGCCUAAGCUUCUAGUGUUCAAAAAGUACAGAGACCAGAGUUGGCACAUUUUACUGUAUAUUUUAAAGUAUUCGGAGGAGUUUUAUGGAGUUUUUGGCGGUAAAGGAGAGGAGGAGGAGGAGGGGGGGGGGAACUGAACCACAGAAAAGAUUGUUGUCAAGUUGAGGGCGUUUUCGAGGUUCGAGACGCCGUUCCUCGGAUUUAAUCCGGCGUCGAUUUUUGCGAGUGGAGCUGCUGUUCGAGGAACCGUGAAGAAGGUGAUGAUGAAAGGUGACGGGGGGAGAGAGAAAAACAAGACAAAGAAGGUCAAGGAGGAAACUGGUCUGUGAUUAUUAUUUUUUUUUUAAGAUCGGUGCUACUUUGCCAAGAAGAGUGACGGUAGAUGCGCUCCUGGAUUUGUUCACAUAAAGAAACUGCCACAACUGUCAUUGUAUGUGUACGUUCUCCACCGAAGGAGAAUCUUUGUAGACUCAUCUCCCUUAUUUUGCUAAUAAAAAAACAAUUACAAACCA
Scophthalmus maximus (turbot) is the source of this 2423-nucleotide messenger RNA. It is a transcript of the gene gnai1, whose product is annotated as guanine nucleotide binding protein (G protein), alpha inhibiting activity polypeptide 1. Gene Ontology annotation, molecular function: G protein-coupled serotonin receptor binding; GTP binding; G-protein beta/gamma-subunit complex binding. Gene Ontology annotation, biological process: adenylate cyclase-modulating G protein-coupled receptor signaling pathway. The record is from RefSeq and is a predicted model, not a curated record. Gene Ontology annotation, cellular component: heterotrimeric G-protein complex. The transcript has 9 exons. NCBI's taxonomy places the organism in Eukaryota, Metazoa, Chordata, Actinopteri, Pleuronectiformes, Scophthalmidae. Bases 15 to 1079 code for a protein of 354 amino acids.